AUGUCUUCGCUCCUCAUCUCUCUGGUUAUCUUGAUUGCCCUCACCUUGGUCCUCAGCUUUUCACUUUUUGUUCUUAACCGUAUUCGCAAGCAGCGCAAGGCAGCCGGCACUUUACCAACAUACGAGUCUGCAAACAAAAACCAGCAUGGCCUGACGAUUUCUACUCGCAAUUCUACACUUAUGUACUCCGAGAAGGAACAACUCCUUGACAACUCUUCUCCUAUGCCAUUAAGCCCUGAGAACGUCCCUGAGAUUCGAAUUACAUUUCCCGAAGAAACCGACAAGGAAACUGGUCGCAGGAUCUCAAGAGUCAUGGUAGUUGAGGUGGGCGAGGCCGGUGUUGGAUUUGUUCGCCCUUUGAAGGAGGAGGCACUUCCCCCAUAUCAACAGAGGUCGGAUGAUCGUUUCGCGUCUGUCGAUCUCGAGAGAAUUGGAGGAUUGAAGGAGAAGGACACCCCAAGAUCCCCAUAA
This is a messenger RNA of Morchella importuna, 471 nucleotides long. RefSeq lists its product as uncharacterized. NCBI's taxonomy places the organism in Eukaryota, Fungi, Ascomycota, Pezizomycetes, Pezizales, Morchellaceae. The transcript has a single exon. The record is from RefSeq and is a predicted model, not a curated record. The coding region runs from base 1 to 471 and encodes 156 amino acids.